UCUAGAAUCUAGAUGUGAUUCAAUAAUUCAAUUACGAUUUAAAUGUUUCUUUUUAAGACAGUUCUUUGUUUUGUUGUAUCUAUUGAUUUAGUAUUGUGUGUUGCAAAUCUGAAAUAUUUUGAGACGUUCAGUCAACUUAGCGUGUCAUCUAAAGUUGUGAGGACUGCUCGCAGCUAUGAAAGGAGAAAAAACUUAAAAUUUCAAGCUUUUGGAAGGGCUUUUCAUUUGUCGCUAAAAUCUGGCACAAAUGUAUUAUCUAAGGAUUUCGAGGCUGUUUUGUUCUCUGGGGAAAUGUCCGCCAGCUCCUUUGAUGUUGAUCAGAGCCAAAUUUACUCAGGUCACCUGACAGAUGAUCCUAGUGUUAAAGUUAACGCACAUACUGAAGAAACCUUAUGGUCAAUAAAUAUUUUUUUGAAAAAUGAUACCUACACUAUCGAGCCAGCCUGGUACUUGCUCAAUGCCACUGAGAAUCCCUACAAUAACUCCUACAUGGUGUAUAGAAGAUCUGAUCUAGAGUUUAAUGCAGGACAAUGUGGAGUGGAAAACACAGAGGAUGAUCCACACUUAAAUCCUGAAUCACAGUCUUCCGUAAAAGGCGGUAAUCAAACAAGAUUGAAAAGAGAAACAGCUGGAGAUUCUUGUCAAUUGAACAUUGUGGCUGACUUCAGCUUUUUCAAAAAUCGAUGUAAUCAACAGCCUGUUACAUGUACUUCUAUCAUAAUUCAUCUAACAGAAAGUGUUGACACAAUAUUUAGAGGCUCUACAUUUGAAGGCAGUUCACACAAUUUAUAUAAAGAUAUAGGAUUCCGAUUGAAAAGACUGGUACUGUAUACAACCCCAACCGUGACAUCUGAUAAAACGUUUGAUCACUUUAAUGCCAAGGAUGUCACCUGGGAUGCUAGUAAAAAACUCCAGUCUUUUGGCUACUUCAUGAGUCAAUUAGGAGUGGACUUUUGUCUGAACCACCUGCUUACAUCUUAUCCAAUGCCAGACAGGGUCUUGGGACUAGCGCAAGUUGGUCAAGUGUGUGAUUUUACAAGAAGUAACCAACCCAAUCGGAAUAUUGCCCUAUCGUCAAGCACAGAGAUACUGACUGGACCCGUCACAACACUUCAGUUUAUGAUUGUCAUAACCCAUGGCCAUAACUUCGGAAGCCGGCAUGACCCUGCUACAGCUUCGUGUUCUCAACAGGAAGAGGCAGGGGGUAACUUUAUCAUGUGGGAUAGAGCUGUUGAUGGCCUUCAUUCAAACAAUCAUAUUUUCUCACCUUGCACUUUAAAAGCCAUUGGAAGACAUUUAGAAAUGGGAUAUGGAUGGUGUUUUGUCAGCAAAACAGCAAAACCCAGUCUAUGUGGGAAUGGAAUAGUGGAAGAGGGUGAAGAUUGUGAUGCCGGGGCCGUAGGGCUCAUCAAUGCUGAUCCAUGCUGUGAUAAACAGUGCUGGUUCAAGGACUUUGCUGUUUGUAGUGACAUGAACACUGUGUGCUGCGCCAACUGUAAAAUGGCACCACGAAGUAUGACAUGUUUUGACUCCCAUGGAAUCGACUGCAAAAAGCUGAAUUACUGCUCAGGCAAUGGGUAUAUGUGCCAAGAACCCGAAAAUCUGCCAGACUGGACCCCUUGCAAUUAUGGGGGCCAGUGCUAUCAAGGCAAGUGUCUGAAUUUCUGUCAAACUAAAGCCGUCAAGGAGAAUUUGAGUCUAAGUUCUUGUAUGUGCAGGUCUCCAGAUAAUGCCUGCAAGUGGUGCUGUUUUGACAACUCAGAUCCCAGGAAGCCUGGACCAUGUACCCCCUACUCCAGUGAAACUUUAGUGGAUGGACUACCCUGUUACAAGGGCUACUGUGAGGAUGGGCUGUGUGCCCCUAGAAGUGUAACUACUACAGAAUGGAUUCAAACGAUUUUCACUAAUCACAUCAAAUUCACGCAAGUCAGAUUUUUCAAGUCGAACAUUGUAUUGUGUGUUGUUGUACUUAGCCUGAUGUUGUGGGUACCAUUAUGUUGCUGGAUCUGUACACUGGAUAAUGAUAAGCGGUUUCAGAAGGAGAUUGAAGAGUUAAGGCUAAUGAAGGCCAUGAUAAAUAAACAGCCACAAAAUAAGAAAAAAGUAAGAGCAAUUCCGAAAAAAAAUGAUUUGAUUUACAGAAAAGUCAGUAUAAAGGCUCUCUUAGAGAAAAAGAAAAUUGAGUUGGAUGCAACGGAUAAAGUGGUAGCAGUCAUCCAGCCUUCUGUGGGCACUGGCAAUCAAUCACUGACAGAGGACAUUGAGGGACAUGAAGAGAAACCAGAUGAUGUUGAAGGGGAAUUGGAUGGCGCAAGUGUUGGUCAACAGAGUGAAGACAGGACAACUGGUAGUCUGGACAAGGGCAUCCAGAGAAAAUCAACUGACUCCAUUAAGCAUCCUAAAGUUGUCAAAUUUAUGAUAAAUGAGUCAAAGACGGACAUAUAAAAAUACUAACCAAAAUCUGAUUUUUGACCAAUGUAAAAUUUAAGGAGAACCCCACACAGAAAGACUUUUUAUUUUAAACAAGUCAAAUAGAAUCUGCUGUUUGACCAGUUUUUUUCUGUUUGAUGUAGUUUGGUGACAUUUAAGUUUUUUUUUAACAGGCUUUAAACAACUGAGUAAUCCUGUUUACGGUACAAGUCAUAAGUAAAAAACCAUACCAUUUAAUUUUUAUUACAUUAUUGUUCACGUAAAACAAGAGGUCAAUGGUCGUCAGGCAAAUUAAAACAAUGUAUUGAUUUAGUGCCCAGAUUUAUUUGUAUUACUGCCUAUGGAAUAAAUUUGUCAUUU
This is a messenger RNA of Physella acuta, 2790 nucleotides long. Its product is annotated as ADAM 17-like protease. Gene Ontology annotation, molecular function: metalloendopeptidase activity. Gene Ontology annotation, biological process: Notch signaling pathway; membrane protein ectodomain proteolysis. Gene Ontology annotation, cellular component: plasma membrane. NCBI's taxonomy places the organism in Eukaryota, Metazoa, Mollusca, Gastropoda, Physidae. The record is from RefSeq and is a predicted model, not a curated record.